UAUUUGUUAGCUGAACUCGUCAGUCGAUUGUUUCUUGACGGAGCGAAUGUGUCUCGCGCGUGUCGAUCUUGAAAUGUAUUUUUAAAAGUAAAGUGUAAGAUUUAUUAUUUUGUUAAGCUAAGCUGAGAUUUUAUGCGUACCGGGCACACAGUAGAGCAUUGUAAUCAACAACGCAAGCAACAACGCAAAGAAUUGUGGCACAAAUAUAGCUGAUAAAUUUAGAAGAAAACAAGAUAUUUGGUAUCGCGCGUCUGUGAGUGCUUUUGUGUCUAUGUGUAUGUUUAAGAUUUAAACUGUCGCUGUGCAACACUGUGCUGCAAUGCUAACAAAAUGAACGGUAAAGAACAAGCAGCGGGCCGGGAAUUCAAGCGUAAUUCAAACGCCUACGCCAGUUUGCCAGCAACAAAAACUACAACAGCGACAAAAGAGGGACGUAAACAACAACAAAAACAACAACAAGAGUCGUUAAGAGAACCAGAACGAUAUGGACUCUCACAUAGUUUGUCCAGCGAAUCAAUAAAACAGGCCUGCGACUAUUACGACGAUGAACCGAGCGAUGAGGACCUGAUUGAGAUACAGCAAACGCCGCAGGGAUUUCAUCACCAGCAGCAGCAGCCGCAGCAGCAGUUGCAUCCGCUCAGCUUUAAGAUGUCGCUGGCCAUGGAUGAUGAGCGAAAUGCAUUUUGUGACGUCAGCCAAGAGCCGCCAUUGAGCACGCCCAUCAAACAGACGGCUGUUGUGCCGGACGAGGCGCUCAGUGUGCUGAAUGAGUUGGAUGCCAUACUGGAUGUGCAUGGCGCAUCGAAGAUUAAUGGCAACUGCAACUCUUCCUGCGGCAACACCUCAUCCUCCUCCUCUUCCUCCUCCGCUGAUGACGAUAAAGUUGAGGAUUAUCUCAUGGAUUUGGACAACUAUCUGGAGGAACUGGAUAAAGAGGAUCCAUUGGCCAUUGCCGGUGUUGUCAUCGGUCAUCCCAGUUUAAACCGAGAACCACGCACACGCACCCUUCCUCUCAGCCGCAAACGCAAGCAGCACAAACAGUCGCAUGAGGAUGUCCAACCAGUCUUGGACGCCGAGUUCCAACGUGACCAUCAGAUGCGCAAAACCUUCAGCUGCGGUCUGACGCCAACAUCAAACACAAAAGCUACGUCGAAUACAUCACUAGAAACUGGCGCCAUUGGAGCUGCCCAGGUGGAUCUAUGGCGUCGCCAGUCAAUGCGACGCGCCAUGGGAAAUGCUGACGAAACCAAAGGCACAGCGAAUGAGAAGGCGGAAGCAGAGGACGAGGAAAAGGAAGAGGAGCAGGAGUCGCCGCAUAUAUCCGCCUUGUUGGUCAAUCUACCAACGACGAGGACGACGACGGAAAUGCGUCGCAGUUUCUCACAGCCCGAAUCGUUGCCGGAUCGCCAAGGAAGCGCUCUGCAGAUGCUGACGGAGGCGCAUAUCUUUGACAAUCUGCUGCAGAACGAGCAGCGUACGGCGCGUGCUGUUAGCGAGCAGCUGGAGCAGCGACCACGUCAAUAUGGACGUCGAAGCGAGGGUCAUCCGUCCAUGAGUCCCGGGCGCAGUAUUGGCAGUUUUAUAUCUCCACUGAGUCGGCCACAGAGCGCACCGGCGCAGACGCAACGCCGUGAUCCUGUGGAGACGCCAACGCAUGCUAUGAUGUCCACGCUGUGCUCGGAAAUGAGCUCGGCGCGAUCCUCGCGCAUACCCAGCCCCGUAUCCUUGGUGAGCAACAGCAGUGGCAGCAGCAGCAACAGUAGCAGCGACAGCUCCACGGCCAGCACAGGACCUGAGCAGGAUCAGCUGGAGCUGGGACAGACACAGACCACGUUAUGCAGUGGCAGCAGUGGCAGUAGCAGCACAACGCCACUGGAACCGCAAUUGUUGCGGGAGAAGUGCGGAUUCAAUAGCCAAUGGCCACACGCCGCCAGUCGCAUCCUGGCGUUAAUGGGUUGCACCUUGGGUGUCUUUAAUUUAUGCCGAUUUGCGGUUCUCACCAUUAACUAUGGUGGCAACUUUCUGCUGCAGUUCCUUCUUCUCUCGAUUAUCUUUGGAAUACCGCUCUUUUGGCUGCAGAUGUGUCUGGGCGCCAAGAUCAAGGCGGGUCCCGUUUCAAUGUGGAAGAUUAGUCCAAUUUGCAGUGGCGUUGGCAUUGCUCUUGUCAUGGUUCAAUGCUUUCUGGCCAUCUAUUCAACGGUUGCAAUUGCCUGGAUUCUUAUCUAUCAACGCGAUGUGUUCCCAACGCCCACGCACAGAGUCUAUCGCUGGCAGGAACAGGCCUUUCCCUAUCGCUACGAUGCCACCAAUGAAACGGGAAAUCUCACGAAUACCGUUGCCAAUUACUUUAAUAUUGUGGUGCUGCAACGUCUGCAUCUGGCCAAGCAUCCGGAUGCGAGUGGUGUCCGUUUCCAUGUCAAUGAUCGGCAGUUGGCGUCUUACUUGGCACUCGUUUGGGCAGCCGUCUUCGUCAUACUCUGCAAGGGACUCAAAUCCUUGGGCAAGUGGACCUAUCUAAUCAAUACGUUGCCAUUGCUCACACUUGUCGUUGUGACUGGCAAAUUUGUAAGCGUUGUGGAUCCAGCCAGCAUACAGAAUAUAUUUGCCUCGAGUGAUUUUGAUGAUUUUCUGGUGAACUCAAAUACGUGGACAGCGGCGACACAGGAGACGUUCCUCACUUGGGGCAUGCUGGGCGCCUCCGUGAUAGCCAUAACGAGUCGAACUCAUGCCACGGCCAGCAAGGCGACGCUACGACGUGAUGCAAUUCUGCUGGUGCUGCUUACACUGUUGGGUCUUGGCCUGGUCGCAUUGUUGGCACUUUGCUGUGCUCAGAUUCUGCGUGAACAUGGCUACAUUUAUGUGCCGGGAUCGUUUGAAACACCAGAUUGCUAUACGUCCGUGUAUUCGCUGCAGGCGCAUACAAAUCCACAACUGUUGUCCUAUCCACGUGCCUUGGUGCCACACUAUUCCUCGUUCUUGGGGGAAACGUAUCGCAGGAACAAGACCAUAUUGCACAUUGAGAGCGGCUUUCAAGCGCUGCGUUUCAUUACGGAACUGUUUCCGGCGGCACUUUCACUGGCCAGCGAUGCCAUCUCAUGGGUCUGGGCAGCUGUUGCCUUUGGCAUGUUCGCUGGCUUUGGAUUGGCACAAUUGUGCGUCAUGUGGAAGCCCAUUUCCAGUGCUUUGGGCAAUUCGACCAGCUCCGUGCUGCUGAGCUGUGUCACUGGACUCCUGUUAAGCAUUCCCUUUGCCACAGAGAUGGGCAUAGAGAUAUUGUAUUAUGUGGACUUUUUGCUUGGCGGCUCCUGGUUUAUACCCAUUAUUUGGGCAGCUCAAAUCUUUGGUGUGUUCCUCAUACGCGGUCGUCCCUACAAUGGUGAUGAUCUGGUCAAUGAUCUGCGCAUGUGCGGCUCCAUGUCCGCAUUUCUCGCGCUCUCCUGGAACGUACUGCUGCCGAUUGGACUGAUUACGCUCGCAGUGAUUGACUACAAGGCAUCGCUGUCCAAUCAAUUCUAUUAUUGGCGCGGCAAAUCAUACUUUAGCUAUGCGAGCAGGAAAAUGGGCAGCCUCGUCCAAAUUGGCAUUGUGCUCAUCAUUCCCGUCACGGCAAUCAUACAGAUCUAUCGCUACUUGACACACGGUCCACCUGACAUACUAGAGCGCAUUCAACUGUUGUAUCGUCCGCCAGAGGAGGGAGAUGAACCACGUCGCCCUUCAGCACGUCAAAGAUCUGCGCAAGAACGCCGCAAUGCAACGAACCCGCAGCAGGAGAAUGCCUCACAUGAGACACAGAAUGAUGCACCGCCCAAGUACACGCCUCCACCAUCAUAUACAACUGCCACUGGAGCUCGUCUGGCCAAAUUAUUGAGACAGAGCAUACGACGCAGCGUGCGCAGGUGAGAUUCGUGGAGAGAAUGAUAGGAAAAAACUUUAUAGAUCGAUUGGUAACAUCAUUUCUACAGAAAUACUUACCUCCUAUUCGACUAGAGAGUGCAAGGAACAACAUUAAAUUUUCGCAAUGAAUGAAUAAGAUUAGAAACUCGAGAAAGAUUAACUAGAAAAUAAUUUCGAGAGUAAGAGUUAUCACAUUUUCGACUAGAGAUUAGAUUAGAUUGAACAGAAUCAUUCAUAGAGGUAAAGCUAAUCUCCAUCGAUUAGAUAUAGCAACAGACUGCACGAAACAUUUAUAAUCUUCAUUUCAAGAGAAAGGUUAGUCUUAUACUUAAUUAAAAAACGGCAAGAAACUAUAUAGAAUCAUUUCUAGAGGAAGAGUAAUCUUAUCUACCAUUGGAGAAAGAAAGAAAUGAUAUUCAAAGAUUGGAAUCAUCAUUUCUACGAAAAAGUAAGACCCCUCUUCGUUUAGAAAAAGAAUUAAACUACACAUAGCUUGCUGUUAAUCAUUUGUCGAGGAAUACAUGAUCUCCUUCGUUUUAAUUCCAACCGUUGACAUUGUACGACUCCCUGAUGGAGCAAAGGUUGCGGAAUUGUCCAUCUGUGCCUGUGGUGCAGCCUUGAGCCGCCCUGCUGCAGCUGGAGUAGAUGCGACUGCCAAUCAUGUUUGUGUAUGCAUAAUUGCAGGCGGUCAACACCGAAUUCCAGCCAUCUUUAGUGUAUCUAGAUGAGGCGCAACCAACGCGUAUAUUCUUCUCAUACAUCAUUACAGUAAAGUGUCCAAUGGUACUAAG
Messenger RNA from Drosophila innubila, 4685 nucleotides. RefSeq lists its product as uncharacterized. Gene Ontology annotation, biological process: sodium ion transmembrane transport. Bases 331 to 3900 code for a protein of 1189 amino acids. The transcript is spliced from 8 exons. Gene Ontology annotation, cellular component: membrane. NCBI's taxonomy places the organism in Eukaryota, Metazoa, Arthropoda, Insecta, Diptera, Drosophilidae. The record is from RefSeq and is a predicted model, not a curated record.